Messenger RNA from Symsagittifera roscoffensis, 1636 nucleotides. Its product is annotated as innexin unc-9-like. The record is from RefSeq and is a predicted model, not a curated record. Bases 56 to 1615 code for a protein of 519 amino acids. The transcript is spliced from 8 exons. Lineage: Eukaryota; Metazoa; Xenacoelomorpha; Acoela; Convolutidae.
AUUUAUUGGUUGGAUACGCUUCAAAAAAUUAACUGGUAAACUGGCCCGGAAAAAAAUGAUAGCUGAGCUCGCCUCAAAAUUAGUUCAGAUUCAAUCAGGAGGAUUCGACGGCGACUUUGCUGACAGAGUCAACUUCAAGUACACGACACUGUUGUUCAUUGUAUUGGGUGUGCUAGUGACCACCAGACAGUUCGUGGGAGACGCCAUAGUGUGCUUCACUCCUCAUGAAUUCGACGGCCAGCGCUCCGCUUAUGCAGAUGCUUACUGCUGGGUAUCCAACACAUACUUUCUCCCCUUGGACUCCCAUCAUGACCCCGCAAUAGACGAGGUUCCUCCCAAGACAAUCCUGUACUACCAGUGGACCCCUUUAAUACUCUUCCUUCAGGCCGUGUCGUUCGCCUUUCCCCACUUCGUGUGGCGUGCUGUGUACACUUCGGCAGGAGUGGACUUCGAACAGGUGGUUGAGACUGCCUCCAAAUUUGAGACAUCUGUCAACUCAAACAAGUGGAAUGACCUCAUCCAAAACAUAGCGCUCCACAUUGAUCGCUAUCUGGAGUUGCAGAAAGAUCAAUCCUCCAAGUCAGUCCUCUUCUUGUCCAGACUGAGAGUGGGCCACAGCUUCGGAAAUCUGCUCACAUUUUGCUACCCUUUGGUCAAGUUGGGCUUCAUCCUCAACAUAGUGGCCCAUGUGUAUGCACUCAAGUACUGGCUCGGACAGGAGUAUUUGCUCUAUGGGUACACUGUGAUCUACUCCUUCAUCUACCUGGGCACCAGUCUGCGAGAAGUCACUGACCUGUUCCCCCGCAUCACCUGGUGCACAGUGCAGACCAGGGUGCUGGAGAAGGUGUUCGACUGGCAGAUACACUGUGUACUCCCCAUCAACCUAUUCAACGAAAUGGUCUACCUGCUGGUAUGGUUCUGGCUCCUGUUCAUCCUGAUUCUGACUUCCCUCAAUCUGGUCUCGUGGCUGUUCCGCAUGCUCAACUGCUGUGGCCUGUGUGGGGAGUCUGUAUUCCAUUAUCUAGAACUGGCUGGCAAAACUGAAACAAAGGAGCAGCGAAUCUGUAGUCAGAACUUUGUUCGGUACUACCUCAAAGCAGACGGACUGUUCAUAAUGCAUAUGUUCGCUAAAAACAGCACCAAAGUGUUCAUGGUCGACUUCAUCGAGGCUCUGUUCGACAUCUACAUGGCCAGGGUGAACAAGGAGGCAGAACCCAUCAAGGACACUUCAUGUUCACUACACAACAACAACAAAUCACCCUCCAAGAAGAGGUCCCGAAAUUACACCAACACCAUGGGAAAAGAGAAUAAAGAUCGAAACAAAGGACACACUGGGAUAAAGAUGUACCCCACGCUUGACAAUUUUGAUCAAUUCAACAGAAGCAAUAGCCCUUCUAAAGUUGCAUUCGAUGGCUUCCAACGAAAUCAUGGAGACAACUCGGAUGAUGACUUGUGCUCUUUGCCCUCCUACAACUCACAUGCACCAGUUAAUGGCAGGAACGCUGUUACUCAGAGAACAAGGGAUGAGCAAAGUACUCUUGGAAACCGGCACAAGUUGCCACAACGCAUGCUCGUCGGAUUCGACUGGGACCCACUUGAUAGAUCCGAGCUAUGAGAAGAAAAAGAUACCGAAGAA